AUUACAGUGGUUCACUCUAGAGCCGAACAUCAGGCAGCAAUACCUUGCUCUGUCACUCACUCUAGGUAUAACCUAGCACUAACACUCUCAAAGCAUGAGCAUAAAGCCUAUGGAUAUGAUCAAUUAGCUCUAUGGAUGGCUUGGAGGUUGUCUUCAGUGUCUAUGUGCUUCUUUUGAACUCCAGCAGCCUCAAAUGACCUAGGAGAAUGCUAGAGGUCCACUCAUAUCCAUUGCUUGCUUUUCAGGCAAAAAGCCUAAAGCAUUGGUUGAUCCAGUCGCCACUGUCGGUUCAACCGGUCACACUAAGCCUGCAUGUUAUCCGUUGAAUUCCAACGUCCCCUUCUGAUGAUGUCAUUGCUCCGACGCAUUGCGCCGACGGGUGUUGGUUUAACGGCACCAUUGUGAGGUUGGAAUUUUAAAGAGAAUAGUAACCUUCAUGUGAUUUUUUUUCUGAUAUAUAAGAACACCCAAAUUUUGUGCUAGCAAAUGUACAGUUGUGCUACAUAUACUUAUAAUUAGUUACGGAAAUUUAAGUUACUAGCAAAGUUUGCUUCUGCUGGUAAAUUGGGUUGUAUUUUGUCGGAGUUCUAAUAUUAUAUGUCUAGAUUUUUCAAACUACUUUUGGUACUCAUUCAUAAUUUAGUUCCAUUACAGAAAAUCAAAUGGUAAGAAAAUAGAUAAACAAAUUUCACCCAAGUUUACACUAUUCACAGAUUGUUCAUAAAGACUAAAUUUAUGCUUGAACUGUGAUUGUGUCGCAUAUACAAUUUUCUAUAUUUCGCAAGUUGGCUAUUACUUUUCUCCUGCAAUGUAUGUGGAUAUCACGUAUUAGUAAACAUGUAUGUGCAUUACAGUAGGAGAAAAAAAAAUAACGAGGUGGUAUCAUAAUCUACUUGUACAAUAUAAAGAGAGAAAUUUUAGCUUUGAUUCUGGUUAUCCCCAAACCGUUAGGUGCACCACCCAAAUCUUCAACCUACCAUACUUUGAGGUUAGCUACACGGUUUCAUUAUAGCCUACAGACGGCAGUCGCCUUUUUCUAUGAUAAAUAAUAUUGUAAGUUGUAUGAAUGAAAUUUAAAUAAGCUCAGAAUAUAAAAUUUAUAUAUUGUAGUUAGUUGGAGGCAAACAUAAUUUUAGUAGAGAAAAUUUCUUAUAUGCCACUAGAGAAAAACUUGAUUCCCUAUAUAUAUGGCACUAGAAAAUUUUACUCCCGUUUAUUGACACAAAAUUUUUUACUUCAUUCUCUUUUUUUUGACACUGCCGUUACAUCUGUUAGCAUCUUGUUAGAAAUCACUGUGAUCAUAUAUAUUAGAGUUUAAUUUAUGGAUCACACUACCCCUAACAAAAUUAGUGGGCCUCUUGUUGACUGACUCCUCCCUCCCCUGGGCCUCCCCGCCCUUCCUUCUCUCGCGAACAGACGCGCCUCCCCGCCCUCUGCUCGUUUCUUUCCCCACGCUAGAUCUACAACAGCGGUGGCGGCGGGCAGGCUGUACGUGGGUGGCUGCGGCGGAGGGCAAGUUCCCAUCGGCUGCAGCAGCGGGCAAGGCGGAAUCCCACAUGUUCAGGCUCGCCAUGUUGCGGCUUCAAGAUCGUGACACAACUUGCAGGAAGGCUAUCGCCGCCGCUGCUGGAUUGCAGCAGCUCAUCAUAUUACCAGCUGAACUUGAUGACCAGGGGUCAUUGUAGCAGAUUGCUGAUGAGAAUGUGCGGCCUGAUCUUUUGAGCAGGCACGAGUACUUCCCCGCGUCUUAAGAUGAGUAAAGUAUCCUAAAUUUUCUAGUGCCAUACAGGGGAACCAUAUUUUUUUUCCAGUGCUAUAUAGGGAAUUUUCUCAUAUAGUGUUUCCCAAGAAAACACAUGCACAUAGAAUUGUAUUAUGCAUUAUAUAUAUACUCGAUCCGAUCCCUUCCAAAUUAUACCAUGUAUAUGUAUCUGGACAUAGCCUAUAUCGAUGUGUAUUUGGAAUAGAGGGAGUAAUACUGUUGUGGCCUCAUAUCUUUGCUUUUUUGGCACUAGCGUACCAUAGGCACCGAUGCUAAUAUUUUUGGUCACUUCAUUUCUCAGGUCACGGUAUCUGUCUACGUGUUUAGCAAGUCGUGGUCACCCUCAGCUGACAACAGGUUAUUAGCUGCAGCAAUUCUGCUUUUCAUCCUUGGGGUAUUCAGAUGCUUUGAGAAGCCAUUUGCUCUUAGGAGGGCUAGCUUUAAUAGCUUGGUCACCUCUUUCCGUCCAGCCCCGAUGACUGAGAGUACCAACAGAGAAGUUGUGCUUGAAAAGUAUAUACAACAAGCAAUUGAUUUUGUCCAACGUAACCAAGAUCCUCCAACAUUGGACAAGGUUGGAAAACAUAAACACUUUGGCCAGCUCUCUAAGCCUGACAUGAUGUUUGUGGACUUUGCGUAUGCCUAUGAUCUCCGUCUUGAGAAGCUGGAAUCCUUGUGGCUGCUGGAUGUCAAAACAGCUUUUGAGGCGCUACGCCAAGAGAUCUACAACACAUUCAAUCUUAUUUAUACAAAGCAUUGGCAAUACCCUGAUGAAAACAAAGAUACAGAUUAUUUGGCUACCUUAUUUUCAAUCCUUUUGUGGAAUAUUACCUUGACAUUUCCAAUUGCUUGCAUAGUCCUCUUCCACAUUAGCCAUAAAGAAGGUUACAGGGGAAGUGACAUCAAGGUUACAUAUUUGUUGUUGUACAUCACAUACUUUUCAGAGAUUCUCUCCGCGCCUGGAAGAAUAUUUUCUGGUUGGUGGAAAAGCAUUGCUCUUGCUUGGUUAAGAUCAUUUCGUUCCCGCUCACCAGUUGUGGUUGCCCAACAUAGCCUUAUAGGAGGAGUCUUGGCUGGUAACAAAGAGUUCUCAAUUUUAUCACGCAUUGGAAAAUGCUUCAAAUGCCAGGAUUUUCUUCACCACUAUAUCUUUGGGCGGUGCCACUCACCUGAUGCCGAGAGCAUUACAAACUUGGUUCGUUGUCAUGUCAAAGAUGGAUGGAUGUUUCAUAUAAGGGAUGUUGAGAGUUACUGGGAGUUUAGUGAUUUCAGGGGCCACCAAACACUUGAGCAUAAUGGAUGUGAAGAGAACCUUGGAUGGAGUAUAGAGAAGCCAUUUGAUGAGAGCAUCCUACUCUGGCAUGUGGCCACAGAUUUUUUGCUUCUAUCGUAGGGCCAAGGAUUCACCUACUGAUCCUAUAUAUGCUUCCAUCUUGCCUAGAAAGAUCUCCAACUACAUGAUGUAUCUGUUGUCUUCUAAAUCUGAGAUGUUGUUGCCUGGAAGUAGAGUCACUUUGUUCCAUACCGCCUAUAAGAAACUCAAUGGAAUCCUCCAAGGUGGCGGUGGUGUAUCAGCCUCCAACAAGGAACAACUUGCGGAAAAGAUAAUAAGUAAGGGCGUAAGGCAGAGAAUCCUGAUGAAGAGGGUAGUAAGGUAGAGAAUUCAUAUGAAGAUCGCUUUCUUCAUGAUGCUUGGCUGCUUGCUCAAGCUCUGAUGCAAUUAGAUGAUGAUGAUGACAAAAUGUGGAAAGUAAUCAGAGGUGUAUGGGUUGAGAUGCUCUGCUUUUCUGCACGUAGAUGCAGGGGUUACCUGCACGCCAAGAGCCUCUGUAACGG
Molecule: messenger RNA, 3598 nt
Organism: Panicum virgatum (switchgrass)
Lineage: Eukaryota; Viridiplantae; Streptophyta; Magnoliopsida; Poales; Poaceae
Exons: 1
Coding region: 2238-3155 (305 amino acids)
Source: RefSeq, a predicted model, not a curated record